CUUACACAUCUCCGCCCACCAAACUGCUUUCCCAAGUCCACAAUGCAUACAACUACAACAGAGAAGCUACACAGCUUCCUACCUUGUCGAAAACCCAGCAAUGGCUCAGAACACGUACCUCCACCACCACCAGAUGGAGGACUCCAAGCCUGGACCCAAGUCGUGUGCAUGCACUUCGUAUUCUUCAACUCUUGGGGAAUCACCACCAGCUUCUCCGUUUUCGAACAAUUAUAUACCCAAACCUUACCGCAGUCAGCAUCCUCCAUCGCCUGGAUCGGCAGCGUUCAGGUAUCUCUCCUCUUCUUCAUGAGCGCCCUUACCGGACGCGCAACAGACGCCGGCUACUUCAGAAUCAUGUACCCACUCGGGGUCCUCCUUCAGCUCGUGGGACUCUUCACGCUCUCUGUGUGCAAAACCUACUGGCAGAUAUUCCUCGCUCAGGCGGUAUGCAUGGGUCUCGGCAAUGGACUUACAUUCAACCCCGGACUUUCAGUCAUGUCCGCCUACUUCAUGAAGAAUCGAGCCUUCGCAGUGGGCUUGGCAGCUUCUGGUGCAGCAACAGGGGGCCUGAUAUACCCUGUCCUCAUCAACCAAUUGCUAUAUAACCACCAGAUAGAAUUUGGAUGGACAAUCCGUGCAGCAGGGCUUCUCAUGCUGAUUACUCAGAUCUUCGGUCUUGUUUUCUUCAAACCCCGUCUUCCCCCUCGGACAACUGGCCCCCUCAUCGAGAUCGGCGCAUUCGCUGAACCACCUUUCAUCUUCUUUACGCUAGCCUACUUUUUCAACUUCUGGGGCUUGUAUUUCGCCUGGUUCUACCUCGGCACCUUUGCGCGAGACCGUCUUGGUGUCGCGGAUACACAGAACCUGAUCCUCGUGUUGAAUGGCGUUGGUAUCGUUGGACGUAUCGCGCCGGGUAUUAUUGGUGAUCGAUGGACAGGGCGAUUGAACCUCUUGAUCCCCAUCAGUAUUUCAUGUGCAGUCUUGAUAUUCUGCUGGAUAGCUGUUAGUACUGUUGCAGGGCUGUAUGCAUUUGCUGUUGUGUAUGGAAUUGUGGGCGGGGCCGCGCAAUCACUCAUUCCCGCCACGGCAACGACCAUGACGCCGGAUCUCAAUCGCACUGGUACAAGGCUGGGAAUGAUCAUGAGUAUUGUGGGAUUUGCGACGCUGACUGGGCCAGCUAUUCAAGGGGCGUUGAUCGCUACUGAUGGAGGUAGGUAUAUGGCGGCUCAGAUUUUCGCGGGUGUCAGCAUUAUGCUCGGUGCGUGUGCGAUUGCGGCGGCGCGGGUGGCUAAGGUUGGGUGGGGAUUGGAUGUGAAGGCGUGA
This is a messenger RNA of Aspergillus neoniger CBS 115656, 1323 nucleotides long. RefSeq names its product monocarboxylate permease. Gene Ontology annotation, cellular component: fungal-type vacuole membrane. The record is from RefSeq and is a predicted model, not a curated record. Gene Ontology annotation, biological process: transmembrane transport. Bases 43 to 1323 code for a protein of 426 amino acids. The transcript has a single exon. Lineage: Eukaryota; Fungi; Ascomycota; Eurotiomycetes; Eurotiales; Aspergillaceae. Gene Ontology annotation, molecular function: transmembrane transporter activity.